AUGAAAGCUCUCGCCUUCGAGCAAAUGGACGCUCGACACGCCACCAUCAAACGCGCACAGCGUUUGACUUGUCAAUGGCUUUUGCAACACCCGACUUACCUUGCAUGGGACAGUGUCGAUGAGAUCCCGCAGAAGCGGAGCAUCUUCUGGAUCAAUGGGAAACCUGGCGCUGGAAAGUCGACUCUGCUGAAAUUUGUCUAUGCCCAUUUGAAGAGGAGAAAGAAAAGCCGCAACGAAAUUCUGAUCUCUUUCUUCUUCAACGCUAGAGGUGAUGAGCUGGAGAAGGAUACUAUCGGCAUGUACAGAUCCUUGCUACUACAGCUGCUCAAGGAGGCCCCAGAUCUACAACAAGUACUCGAUGAAGUCGAUGGCGCAGAAACAGUGGCAAACUACCCACCCUCCUGGACACUGGAGAUCCUACAAGAGCUCUUCGCCAGUGCUGUGGCUGGUCUCGGGAAUCGGCGGGUCGUCUGCGUGAUUGAUGCUCUUGAUGAGUGCAACGAGAAACAGGUCCGCGACAUGGUCGCUCAAUUUGAGGAUCUUGCAGAAAGUGCGAUAGACAGUGGGACCAGACUGCGUAUUUGCUUCGCGAGUCGGCACUAUCCAGAGAUCCGCGCGCAGAAGGCAUUGAACAUGGUACUUGAAACGGAAGACGGUCACUCUCACGAUCUAGAGAUGUUCAUUCGAAAGCAACUUGAUGCAGGCAAUGGAGAACACGAUGAGCAGAUCCGUACAAAAAUACGUCAGAAGUCCAAUGGCGUGUUUAUGUGGGCUGUGCUCGUUGUCGACAUUCUCAAUGUGGAGUAUCGAAAGGGCUGCAUGUGGGCGAUAGAGCAAAAGCUGGAGGAAAUUCCCGAUGGCUUGACUGAACUGUUGAGAGAUAUACUUCGGCGUGACAACGUCGACAUGGAUGCCCUACUGCUCUGUCUCCAGUGGAUCAUUUUCGCGAAACGACCCCUCAAGCUGGAGGAGUUCUAUUGCGCCAUGGAAGCAGGUCUUACUGACAAGCCGACACAAGCUCGACAUCCCGAGAGGGACAAGACUCAGGGCAUGGCUCGUUUUGUUACUUCAUCGUCGAAAGGCUUGGCUGAACUUACGAAGUCAGACAAGCCAACAGUGCAGUUCAUCCACGAAUCUGUCCGUGACUUCCUUCUCAAAGAUGGCGGCCUUUGCGAGCUCUGGCCUCAGCUGAAUGGCAGAGUCGCAGACAUAAGUCACGACCGGCUCAAACAAUGCUGUCACAAGUACAUGACCGUCGGCAUAAGUGCGUUUGCUCCGCUUGGCCAGCCUUUGCCGAAAGCCACGUCAUCGGAGAGCGCACAACUCAGAGCAGGUGUCAACGAGGGAUUUCCAUUCCUUGAUUACGCUUCCCAAAGUGUCCUCUAUCAUGCCAAUGAAGCUGCUCUGAUGGUUUCGCAGGAGAUGUACCUACAUCAAUUCCCCUUCACUUGGUGGAUUCAUGUUACUAAUGUCCUCCAGCCUGUCCACAAACAUCGGCACGGACCAAAUGCCACACUUCAAUAUACUCUUGCCGAAACUGGGUUUGCUUCACUUUUGGAUAUCAUCCCGCAUCACGGAAUCUGGGACCGCAUCAAAGGCGAAAGAUAUGGGUACCCUUUCAUCGCAGCAUUUGCAAAUGGCCAGCGACUAGCUUUGGGAUCAUUGAUGGAUCCCAAUAGCUCCGUCUCGAUCGAAGACCUUACGAAAGACAAAGGCUUUGGCAAGGCUUCUCAGCUCAACGUGGGAGAUGACUUAUGGAUCUGGGCAUGGAAAACCGGGAAUUGGAACGUUGCAAAGUACCUUUUGACCUCAUGCAGUCAAGCUUUGGGUUGGGGUGCAUCAAAAAUCCAUGAUACAGUCAGUGAUGGUCGAGAUGCCCUGUCCUUUGCUGCUGAAAAUGGCAACGGGCCAGUCGUAGAGUGGCUUGUAGGGGCAGGUGCCCAUGUGAAUGGCUUUAAGGGUUGCAAAGACCUGCCUCUGUCCUGGGCGUCUGGAGGAAAUGAUCCAGCAGCGAUAGAGGUUCUCCUCGACGCAAGAGCGGAUGUGAACGCGCAGGGAGGCAAUUAUGGCAGUGCUCUACAAGCGGCGUGUUUUCAAGGAGACGAGACGAUAGUACAAAUGCUCUUAGAUGCAGGAGCAGAGGUGAACGCACAGGGAGGUGAAUACGGCAAUGCUCUACAAGCGGCGUGUUAUAUGGCAUUCGACACGAUAGUCCUGACGCUCUUAGGCGCAGGAGCGAACGUCAAUUUGCAAGGUGGAAUUUUUGGAAGUGCUUUGCACGCGGCAUCUAGACUCGGCCAUGAGUCAAUCGUUCAGAUGCUAAUAAAUUCUGGAGCCGACGUGAACGCACCAGGGGUAGGCCGGGGCAGUGCAUUGGAUCAGGCUCAGUUGAGUAAAAAUGCACGCAUCGUGAGAAUGCUCAGACGCGCAGGAGCGACUGAGUAG
Molecule: messenger RNA, 2445 nt
Organism: Zasmidium cellare ATCC 36951
Lineage: Eukaryota; Fungi; Ascomycota; Dothideomycetes; Mycosphaerellales; Mycosphaerellaceae
Exons: 1
Coding region: 1-2445 (814 amino acids)
Molecular function (GO): protein binding
Source: RefSeq, a predicted model, not a curated record